AUGAGUUUCCCAGGAUCAAAGUCUGGACACAAGACGAAGUGGAUGAGGCCAAGAAUCGGGAUAGGAAAGCGAGUGAAGAUUAUGGAAGGAUUACGGUGGACUGUUGAUGUUGUGUACGAGGAUCCUCAUCCCCUUUACGGCAGGGAGGGUAGACGGUCUCCCGCAGUAGAGGUUGCUGAGAUGGUAGCACAGAUGACUUCUUCAGAAUGGAGACGCACCCUAGCUCAGGAGGUCACAGAGAUGGUUAUGGGGCAGCUUGCUCCAUUAUUGCAAGAUCGCCGGGGCGUAUCCCGUGAAAGAGGAAUGAGGUCAUAUCAUGCUACCGAUCAUUUGACGAUAGAUGUUGAUGGUGUGGCUAUGCCGUUGGACAAGUCUGUCAAUAAGGUGCUUACAGAGUUGGAUGCCGAUGACGAUUUCGAUGUGGAGUUGCAACCGUCUGAUGGGGGACGUGUAUUUGUGGGCCCUCAUGGGAGUGUGCCAGUUAUGAAUCCCCUAGACCCGGUCAGCCACGGUGAUGUACCUUUGGUCCACACUGCUGUCAGCCACGGUGAUGUACCUUUGGUCCACACUGCUGUCAGCCACGGUGAUGUACCUUUGGUCCACACUGCUGAUGAUGUUGGUGUAGUAGCAACUGAGCCAGAAACAAGCAAGCACCCGGUCGACCAAACACAUCAGCACGGACAAGUUCAAGCUGGUGACGGGCCACCUUCAGAUGGAAUGUCAUCGGAGAAGGUGGGACAGCUGGGUGUAGUUGAAGACAAAGAGGAUGAUGAAGACAAAGGUGAGGAGAAUGUUGAGGAGCCGGAAGAGCAGGAUGGUGGCGUCAAGGAUGGGGGGCCGAAUAACAGGGAUGAUGACGAUGAUGAGGGACCGGCUAAUGGUCCUGUGCAAGGAACGGUUGCAGCAUCGCCCUUGGAGAACAUCGCUCAAGAGAACCCCUCUGAAGAUAAGAACAGUGAAGAGAACACCAGUCAAGAUAACCCCACUGAAGGGAAGACCACUGAUGAGAAUCUCCAAACUGAUGACCAAGAACGACCACGGGAGAAAUUGAUCCUAAGGAUUCCGAGAACAAACCCAAAAACACGCUAUCGGCAGACGCGAGUACGAAUGACAAAACUUGAGAGUGACGUAGUAGCUUAUGUGGAGUCAUACAAUCCUAAAGGGAAAGAGCAGGGGGCCAUGCUUAUCGAGUGUGAUGGUAAUGAUGCAAAUCGGAUGAUGUGCUACUCGGUUGUGCGUCCUAGGGAGUACGUGCAUUCCCAGUACGUUCGGGCCGUUGCAAACAUAUACAACAGGGAAUGGGCUCUGGAAUACCCAACGAAUUCUCGCAGAAUCAUGCUGGACUCCUCAUUUGCGUAUCAGAAAUUAAAGACGAGGGAAACAUAUGCUGGUCUGCUGAAGAAGUGGUUCACCCCUCUCCAGAAGAUUGUGUCAGCUGAUAUAUCCGUGAUAGCAGCUGUGGAGUACGUUCUACAUUGGAGGGACACGCAGUAUAAUACAGCUCCUGUUUGGAAGUUGAAGCAAAUGCAUACUUGGCCCUUGGACUCCAUUAGCUUCCCUGACUACAACGACAAUCAUGCGUGUGGAAUAGUAAUGCUUAUGGCUAUCCAGGAAAGUGCAAGGGCAUUUACAAAGAUGAUGCAAGUGGGGGACAUCAAUGUAGCUCGGAAGGCACUGUUUUUGUCUCACUUGAAUUCAGAUUUCAACUCCUGCCGCCCGCUUCUUCCCCAAAUCGUUGCAACCCACUGCCCAUUGUUGUCUUUUGAUACUCACGUUAUUCCUAGGAGAUGGGAUUCAUUGCUUGCAGGUUGUUUGGUACCGUUAUUAGAAAAGUUUGGGUACAAUCUACGAGUUUGGUACAGCCUGAACUUUGUUCCGGCUUUGCAUGUGUUUAUUGUUAUAAAGGAUAAAAAUGUUAUAUCAGGUCCUAAGUCAGGUCCGAUCCGUUCGACAGGCUGGUAA
Spinacia oleracea (spinach) is the source of this 1962-nucleotide messenger RNA. RefSeq lists its product as uncharacterized. NCBI's taxonomy places the organism in Eukaryota, Viridiplantae, Streptophyta, Magnoliopsida, Caryophyllales, Amaranthaceae. Bases 1 to 1962 code for a protein of 653 amino acids. The record is from RefSeq and is a predicted model, not a curated record. The transcript has 11 exons.